ACCAAGUUCGUAUCAGCACACAAAUUUGAGAGCUACAUGGAUGUGGGUACGGCAAUGAAGCUCAUCUUGUUACUGUUUGUUGAUGUUUUUGUUCCUGCUGUGACUAUCAGACCUCUCAAACUGGAUAGAGCUCUCUAUAAUAAACUGAUCACGGAAUCACAAACUGAACCACAAGAGGAAAUCGUCAAUACACAUAAUGCCUUCAGGAGAAAAGUGUCCCCGCAAGCAAAGAACAUGCUGAAACUGUAUUGGAGUUCAGCUGCCGCAGAAAAUGCUAGAAUCUUGGCGAGGUACUGUGACAAGUCAGAGAGUGACCCUCUUGAGAGGCGACUACCAAAUACAUUUUGUGGAGAAAAUAUGCUUAUGGAACAUUAUCCCUCUCCCUGGUCAAAAGUAAUUGAAAUGUGGUACAAUGAGUCCAAGUACUUCAAAUAUGGAGAAUGGCCAUCCACAGAUGAUGACAUCGAAACUGAUCACUACACUCAGAUGGUCUGGGCCUCUUCCUACCUCAUUGGCUGUGAUGUUGCAUCAUGUCGCAGGCAAAAGGCAGCUACAUAUCUCUAUGUGUGUCACUAUUGCCAUGAGGGAAAUAAUCAAGACACAUUAAAUAUGCCUUAUAAGGAGGGCUCACCAUGUGACGAUUGUCCAAAUAACUGUGAAGAUGGACUCUGCACUAAUCCCUGCACUUAUUAUGAUGAAUAUAACAACUGUGAUAAGCAGGUAAAACUUUAUGGAUGCUCACAUCCAGCUGUCCAGCCAUUCUGCAAGGCUUCUUGUCUGUGUACAACUGAAAUAAAAUAACCUAGCAUUUGCUACUAUGCUGUGAAGAUAAAGGGUGUUUUCAGGAUUGUUUAUUUCACCUUAAUGUCAUGUACUGUAAGACUUUCUACUGAAUUUCAUUUGUUUUUUUAAAAUUAUGCUCAAGAACAUAAUUUUUUAACCAUCAUUUAUAGACAUCAAUAUAUUUUCAUCAAGACUGUGACCACUGCCAUGUAGUAACACAGCUUUAAAUUUCCUUGUUUAACGAAAGGACAAGUCAAAUGCUUGCCCCAAAUUAAUACAAGUAACUUGAGGUGUGUAGGUCAAUAUAAUCCGACUAAUGAAUGAGUCCUUCAUCGUAACUUGCAGUAAAAUAGCUUUUACCUAACACCCCCAGUUCCCCAGAACCUUAAUAGCUUUUGUCUAACUUUUCAUUCUAUUUUAAAUCACACAUUAAAAAUAUUCA
Messenger RNA from Mastomys coucha (southern multimammate mouse), 1225 nucleotides. It is a transcript of the gene Crisp1, whose product is annotated as cysteine rich secretory protein 1. The record is from RefSeq and is a predicted model, not a curated record. Gene Ontology annotation, biological process: binding of sperm to zona pellucida. Bases 37 to 801 code for a protein of 254 amino acids. The transcript is spliced from 8 exons. Lineage: Eukaryota; Metazoa; Chordata; Mammalia; Rodentia; Muridae. Gene Ontology annotation, cellular component: extracellular region.